AUGGCUCGCAAGAAGGUGAAUCUCCAAUGGAUCACCAAAGCCUCUAGCCGUGGUGCAACUUUUAGGAGGCGCCGCGAUGGAAUUAAGAAGAAUGUGGAUGAGCUAGCCACGCUUUGCGGCAGCAAGACUGAGAAGGUACGCACCAGCCUUGGCGAGAUGGUAGAAGAGAAGACUAAGAAAGUCAAAGAACGUAUACAACAACUUCGUCAGCUUGGCAUCUGGCAGGGAAAGAGAGCAGCACCGGAGCCCACUUUGCCACUGCAGCUAGGGUCAUCGUCAGCCCAGCCACUAGCACCCUACACUUUCAAUGAGAUACAAACAUCAUUGGUGCUAGUGGUGGGACACGUGCCACCCCAGCAGCAGGAUUGGAUGGCUAGCCUCACCACCAACGGAGGGGAGCUUGGCACCAUUGUCUCCCGUGCCUUCGCCGGUAGCAGUGGCGGGGUUGACAUGAUGCACCCUUACAAUAUGGAUUAUUUCUCAAGGUUCCCAUAG
Messenger RNA from Miscanthus lutarioriparius, 495 nucleotides. The record is from the annotation of a GenBank genome assembly. NCBI's taxonomy places the organism in Eukaryota, Viridiplantae, Streptophyta, Magnoliopsida, Poales, Poaceae.